This is a messenger RNA of Ananas comosus (pineapple), 1926 nucleotides long. Its product is annotated as CBL-interacting protein kinase 8. The transcript has 14 exons. NCBI's taxonomy places the organism in Eukaryota, Viridiplantae, Streptophyta, Magnoliopsida, Poales, Bromeliaceae. The record is from RefSeq and is a predicted model, not a curated record. The coding region runs from base 95 to 1315 and encodes 406 amino acids. Gene Ontology annotation, biological process: signal transduction; protein phosphorylation. Gene Ontology annotation, molecular function: protein kinase activity; ATP binding.
GGUGGGGAAGUACGAGGUGGGGCGGACGAUCGGGGAGGGGACGUUCGCGAAGGUGAAGUUCGCGCAGAACACGGAGACGGGGGAGAGCGUCGCCAUGAAGGUGCUCGACCGAUCCACCAUCAUCAAGCACAAGAUGGUCGACCAGAUUAAGAGAGAGAUUUCCAUAAUGAAGCUUGUUAGGCAUCCCCAUGUUGUCCGACUACACGAGGUAUUGGCAAGCCGAACAAAGAUCUAUAUCAUCCUAGAAUUCAUCACUGGUGGUGAAUUGUUCGAUAAAAUUGUUCAUCGUGGGAAACUUAGUGAAGCUGAUUCCAGGAGAUACUUUCAGCAGCUUAUUGAUGGUGUUGAUUUUUGCCACACUAAAGGUGUCUACCAUCGAGAUUUGAAGCCUGAGAAUCUGCUCCUCGACUCACAAGGAAAUCUGAAAAUCUCAGACUUUGGACUUAGUGCGUUGCCUGAUCAAGGAGUUAGCCUACUACGCACUACUUGUGGAACACCAAACUAUGUGGCACCUGAGGUACUCAGUCAUAAAGGUUAUAAUGGUGCCAUUGCUGAUAUCUGGUCAUGUGGAGUCAUUCUGUAUGUUUUACUGGCAGGGUAUCUUCCCUUUGAUGAGGUUGAUUUGACUACUCUUUAUAGCAAGAUUGAGAGGGCAGAGUUUUCUUGUCCGUCUUGGUUUUCUGUUGGUGCAAAAUCCUUAAUUCGUAGAAUUCUGGACCCCAACCCUGAAACUCGUAUUAGGAUCGAAGAGAUUAGAAAUGAUGAGUGGUUUAAGAAGAACUAUGUGCCUGCUAUGGAAGUUGAACACGAGGAUGUUAAUCUUGAUGAUGUCUUUGCUGUUUUUGAUGAUCCUGAGCGGGUGCCUGAGCAAUCAAGGAAUGAGGAAUUGGGUCCUCUUAUUCUUAAUGCAUUUGAUUUAAUUAUUCUUUCCCAAGGAUUGAACCUUUCAGCACUAUUUGAUCGGAAACAGGAUAAUGUGAAACAUCAAACUCGUUUUCUAUCACGCAAACCAGCAAAAGUUGUCUUGUCGAGUAUGGAAGUUGUUGCUCAGUCAAUGGGAUUUAAGACUCACAUUCGUAAUUAUAAGAUGAGGGUGGAAGGUUUGUCGGCAGACAGAACUGCUCAUCUUUAUGUUAUGCUCCAAAUCUUUGAAGUUGCUCCAUCGCUUUUCAUGGUGGAAAUUCAAAGAGCAGCUGGAGAUGUGUCUGAAUAUCUCAAGUUCAGCAAGAACUUCUGCAGUAAACUGGAUGAGAUAAUCUGGAAACCACCUAUUGAGAUGAGCAAAUCAAGGACAGCGCGGAAAUCAAGGCGCUAAACUCAAACGGCCAACAACUAUAGUCCUAUGUAUGUUUCCAUGCCACGAUAUCCAUCCUUCCCUUGCUAUGAUAUUAACUUUAAGAGCCGUUUUGGCCUGGCUAGAUCAUUUGUACAAGUGCUGUUUGAAGAAGCGUGAUAUUACUUUUGUAAAGUUCUCCACUUUCACCUCGCUUGUUUGCAUGUUAGUUAGCAUAGAGGAAGUCAAUAUCCAAUGUUUACCUUCAAUACAUCUAAUAUUAUAUUUGUUGCUCAAGGUUUGUGUUUGGCGUAAUGACUUCCGAUCUAUCGGAGAUUAAGACACUUAUGUGGAAGUAAGAGGGUAAGAAUAUCUCCUGCUUCUUUUACUCCACUUUCUAGAAACUCAACAGCAAAACUGCUACUUGCACCGAAAGUCUAGUUCACCCCAGCUUUCCUUGAGUACAAAAGUUGUUAUCAAAGCCGGGCCAAAUAGGCACCAAGGAAGUAUUUAAGAAGGGUUAAAGCAUUUUGUAUAUGGUGUUGUAGCUCUCAGGUUCUGUGGCUGGUAUUACAUGUAAGAUGAGAAGAGUGUACUGUAACUUAUACAUACAUAAUAGUGAAUGUAAAUCAGCACUUGUUCAAUGAUCCCUU